GUCCUUCCUUGCGAUCUCCCAUAAGAACAAGCAUCUCAACAGCAAGCACAUCCCUGGGAGGCAUCUCUCUGUGUCCAAGGGAGAUGGCGUUCUGUCUGCAUCAGCGUCGCCUGGACGCAUCUUCUUCCCUUGAGAGGACACAAAUUGCAUCAAUCUAUCUACCUUUGAGUUGCUUUAAGCCUUCAUUGCAGCAACGUCCUAUCAGAAAGGAAAAAUUAAAGUGUCAACGCCGAAAUAUAUGCAUUUUGAGCGCAGUUGCAACAGGACCCGGUGAUGGUUCAGGUGAUUCUGAAGAAAUGGAAAAGGCACGUCUGCGGCUGAGCAGGACGUUUGAGACGCCUAGCAUAUCUGGUCAGGAGCUGCGGGAUCUGAUUGUGGAAAAAUGGGGCCGAUCAUAUGACACACGUCUCCACAAGCGCGGCCAAAGGAUGUACCUGCAAAUCAUGUGGAAGUUUUUGGAGCAGCGCAGCUUUCACCUGAACGAGAAUGAGUACCAGGCGCAGCUGGACGCUGUGGCAGAGUAUCUCACGCUGUGGAGGGUGGGCCCCACUGUGCGCGCAGCCAUCAGGUCAGCCCCGCCGCGAGGCCCAGGCUACACUGGCGGAGGGGGUGCACGAGCGGUAAGCAUCCCGCUGGAUGUGCAAGUGGACGGUGCCCGCAGUGGGGAGUGGGACAGCUUUUGACCAGAUGCAGCAAUGCGGCAAAUUUGAGACUACUGUAGACGUUCAGAGUGUAACGAGCAGAUUGCAUUUUUUGAGAGUGGAGAUCUGUCCGAAAGAAUACCUGUAGCUUGUCCUUGCCAAAAGGAAGAUCGCAGUGUACAUUAAAGGAAAGUUUGAGCUAGAAGUGGUUCUGAGCAGACCAAUUCCCAGUGAGUGACGGCCCCUCAAAGUUUAAAAGUUGCCCUGGUGCAGCACAAAUCACAUUUGAACGCCAGACUGUGCCAUAGAUUGCUUAUAUUGCACUUGAAUAGCUGGACAACAACUAUGAAAGUAGCGUGCGCGUGUGAGCAGCUUACGCUAUCAAUCGGUAAUGAUGGAGUUUUCAUGUUGAGUUGAUGGCCCACGGGCAUGCCGGCGGCAAGAUGCUGCAUCUAUUGGAUGGCGUCAGGUGGCGGCCACUGGCAGUCAUUCGCCCGGUGCGGCGGCAGCGGCGACCGCUGCGGCAGUACUAAUGUUUUUGCAACCGUUGUGACAAGUAAGGGAAUAAUCGUGUGAC
Coccomyxa subellipsoidea C-169 is the source of this 1218-nucleotide messenger RNA. RefSeq lists its product as hypothetical. Lineage: Eukaryota; Viridiplantae; Chlorophyta; Trebouxiophyceae; Coccomyxaceae. The transcript is spliced from 5 exons. Bases 297 to 683 code for a protein of 128 amino acids. The record is from RefSeq and is a predicted model, not a curated record.